UACUAUCAACUCAUUCUAAACCCAGGGAACGGAAAUUGCAGGAAAAAAACUCUUCAUUGGAGCAGGUAAAGAUUCAACCGCCGGUGAAGAUAAGACGUUAAAGAGUAGAAUCGCCUAGCUUUUAUUUCAUAAUGGAGAAGACAAUGUCGAGUUGGUCAGACUUAGAUUGCGAUCUUUUACUCGAAAUAGCUGGUCGAAUAAGUUGUCUGCGGGACUUUAUCGUCUUUGGCGCGGUAUGCAGGUCAUGGCGAUCAGUUGCUUCCCCGGAGAAAUUCAAUAAAUCUACUAAAGUUCCGUGGCUUUUGCUUGAUCAAGUAGAUGGUGAUCGCAGCCCCCGUAAGUUUUUCAACCUUUCGAAAGAUGUAAUUUACAGUAUCAGUCUUCCAAAACCUAGUGAGAACCGAUUUCAUCUUGGGAAUUUUAUGCUCCGUUCUAAUAUUAAGGAAAAACGAUAUCUUUUAUCUUCAAGAGGAUGGUAUUUGAUGGUGGAGGAUAUUUUACAAUUAAAUCUUUUGAAUCCUUUCUCGCUCUCAAGAAUUGAUCUGCCACAUUGUGUUGGAAAAUUCAAUCUGCCACAUUCUAAUAUCAUCGAUUUCGCUUUAUCCUCUAGUCCAAGUGUCACUUCAGAAUUUAUAAUCAUGAUUGUUUACUUUUCACGUAGUGCGGGACUGGCAAGAUUAGUUUUUUGGAAAAGUGGGGAUCGCGAGUGGACUGACAUAGAUCUCAAAUUGGAAACAAUUAAUGUGAAAAUUACAUAUCACAAUGGCCGAUUCUAUAUUCCUUAUGUUGUUUAUCCUCCAAAAGGAUUUGUUGUUCAUGAAAUUAACAUUCGAAAUUAUGAAUCUGUUUCAAUAAGCAGCAAAUCAUUUACCGAUUCCUAUUCGUCUAUUUGUGAUCCAUUUUGGAUUUUUGAAUCAUCUCGAGCGUUGAUGAUUUCUUAUUGGAGAUUGAAUUAUGAGUCAAUAUAUGGUUUUGCGACUAUCAUCCGCGAUCUUAAUUCUUAUAAUCCACAUUUACAUUUUGUAGUUCAAGAGAUUGAUUUUGAAAAAGGAGAAUUUAGAAAGGUGAGUGAUUUAGGAGAUGAAGCUAUAUUUUUGGGAUGUUAUUCUUCUUUCUUAGUUAAUGUAUCCAAUGAAUCAAGAUUUAAAUCCAAUCACAUUUACUUUGCUAAAAACUUUCAAAACACUUGGAGGCAUCGCAAUGGAGGUGUUGGUGUUGGUGUUUACAGCAUGACCGAUGGAUCAUCGGAGCCGCUUUUUAGUGAGGUGGACACUGGUUAUCGUUGUUCUAGUGAAUGGAUUGAACCAAGACUCUAACCUUUAGUAGGCAGGUAGAUUGUUUCUUUGUCUAAGUUUUAAGGUAUUUUUUUAUUUAUUGAGCAAAAAUAAAAGUA
Mercurialis annua (annual mercury) is the source of this 1393-nucleotide messenger RNA. RefSeq names its product putative F-box protein At3g25750. The transcript is spliced from 2 exons. Bases 132 to 1316 code for a protein of 394 amino acids. The record is from RefSeq and is a predicted model, not a curated record. Gene Ontology annotation, molecular function: protein binding. Lineage: Eukaryota; Viridiplantae; Streptophyta; Magnoliopsida; Malpighiales; Euphorbiaceae.